This is a messenger RNA of Acomys russatus (golden spiny mouse), 1805 nucleotides long. It is a transcript of the gene Aamp, whose product is annotated as angio associated migratory cell protein. The record is from RefSeq and is a predicted model, not a curated record. The coding region runs from base 95 to 1405 and encodes 436 amino acids. Lineage: Eukaryota; Metazoa; Chordata; Mammalia; Rodentia; Muridae. Gene Ontology annotation, cellular component: cytosol. The transcript is spliced from 11 exons. Gene Ontology annotation, molecular function: protein binding.
UCCCGGGAGGAGGGGCUCGAGUUCCGCGUCGUCGCGCAGAGCUGACUCUGGGAGGCGUUUGGGCCCAGAGAAGUGGAUCGGUAGGUUUCGCCGCAUGGAGUCCGAAUCGGAGAGCGGAGCGGCCGCAGACACCCCGCCGCUGGAGACUCUAAGCUUCCACGGAGAUGAAGAGAUCAUUGAGGUGGUAGAGCUGGAUCCAGGCCCGCCAGACCCGGCAGAUGAUCUGGCCCAGGAGAUGGAAGAUGUGGACUUUGAGGAAGAGGAAGAAGAGGAAGAAGGCAACGACGCGGGCUGGGUCCUGGAACCCCAGGAAGGGGUGGUCGGUAGCAUGGAGGGCCCGGAUGAUAGUGAGGUCACCUUUGCAUUGCACUCAGCAUCUGUGUUUUGUGUGAGCCUGGACCCGAAAACCAACACCUUAGCAGUGACGGGGGGUGAAGAUGACAAAGCCUUUGUGUGGAGGCUCAGUGAUGGGGAGCUGCUGUUCGAGUGUGCAGGCCAUAAAGACUCUGUGACAUGUGCUGGUUUCAGCCAUGACUCUACCCUAGUGGCCACAGGGGACAUGAGUGGUCUUUUGAAAGUAUGGCAGGUAGACACCAAGGAAGAAGUCUGGUCCUUUGAAGCAGGAGACCUGGAGUGGAUGGAGUGGCACCCUCGGGCGCCUGUCCUGAUGGCGGGCACUGCUGAUGGCAACACUUGGAUGUGGAAGGUACCAAAUGGUGACUGUAAGACCUUCCAGGGCCCCAACUGCCCUGCAACCUGUGGCCGUGUCCUCCCUGAUGGGAAGAGAGCUGUGGUGGGAUAUGAAGAUGGUACCAUCAGGAUUUGGGACCUCAAGCAGGGAAGCCCCAUCCAUGUACUGAAAGGGACUGAGGGUCACCAGGGCCCUCUGACCUGUGUUGCCACCAACCAGGAUGGUAGCCUAAUCCUCACUGGGUCUGUGGACUGCCAGGCCAAGCUGAUCAGUGCUACCACUGGCAAGGUGGUGGGUGUGUUCAGACCUGAGACAGUCGCCUCCCAGCCCAGCCUGGGAGAGGGGGAGGAGAGUGAGUCUAACUCUGUGGAGUCCCUGGGCUUCUGCAGUGUGAUGCCUCUGGCUGCUGUUGGCUAUCUGGAUGGAACCUUGGCCAUCUAUGACCUGUCCACACAGACACUCCGGCAUCAGUGUCAGCACCAGUCGGGCAUUGUUCAGCUGCUAUGGGAGGCUGGCACUGCUGUGGUAUACACCUGUAGCCUGGAUGGCAUUGUACGUCUUUGGGAUGCCCGGACUGGCCGCCUGCUUACUGACUACCGGGGCCAUACUGCUGAGAUCCUGGACUUUGCCCUCAGCAAAGAUGCUUCCCUGGUGGUGACUACAUCAGGAGACCACAAAGCGAAAGUAUUUUGUGUCCAGAGACCUGACCGUUAGCAGCUGGAGCCUCUGGCAUGGUGUCUGGUGUUGAGGGGAUAAAGGGACACCCCUGCCCCCCAGCAGAGGUGCAGAGGGAAGAGGAGGGGGGUAUUGGACUGCUUUCCAACCCCUUCAGCUGACCUGCCCACUCCUUGUCCUUUUUCUCUCUUAGAGACCCGCCUUGCCAGGCCCUCCCUCUCCUGUCCAGCCCUGGGGUCUUUUAGGUGGCCCGUGUUUCUUUCACUUUGAUUUGCUGGUGUGAGCCAUGGGGUGCGUCUUUGUAUGUGGGGGGUAGGUCUUUGAGGUUCCCGUUCUUUCCCUUCCCAAGUCUCUGGGGAAGGAAAGGAGGAAGAGAGACUAGUUACAGAUUUUAAAAAUGUAAAUAAAAUAUACUUCCCAGAGGCGGUGUCUGUGUGCA